Naegleria fowleri is the source of this 1245-nucleotide messenger RNA. RefSeq lists its product as uncharacterized. The record is from RefSeq and is a predicted model, not a curated record. The coding region runs from base 1 to 1245 and encodes 414 amino acids. Lineage: Eukaryota; Heterolobosea; Eutetramitea; Acrasida; Naegleriidae. The transcript has a single exon.
AUGUCAGUGUCUUCAUCCUCGUCUUCCUCUUUUCAAAGCACGGAAGGAUCCCUCAAGAAUCACACAGGCCUGAUCACGCUAAUUGACAAGAAUGGAAAUGGUAUACCUGCGGCUACAACAAAUCUUGCCAGCACGUCAACAAUACCACAACAUCACCGUGAGACGGGUAAUCACAAGCAUAAGCAUAGUAGUGGUAGUAAUGCGAGUAUUAAGUCCUUGAAAAAGCACCAUGCUUCAUUUCCACCUCUCACCAAGCAAGAAUUUAACUUACAACAACUCAAUGCAGAACAUCAUAUACAGAAUGAUAUUUUCCCACAAAAGCAUCGCACGGUCUUGAUAGCUAUGAGAAUUGUUGGUAUAUUGACGCUAGGAAUACUCGACGUGGCUCUCAAAAACUGGGAAAUUUCACUUCUUGUGGACAGUUUAAGAAUUGGAAAUCGUAAAAUUUUAUAUAAUUCGACCGAUGGCCAUCGAGUGAAACUAACCUACAUGUGGAACCUUCUACUCUCGAUAUUAACAUGUGGUAUUUGGUAUCUGAUUGGCGGAAUGCAUACACAUUUCUAUAGCAUGAUUGAUGCGAGACUUUCGUGGGGUGAUGUUGACAGACCUCGAAAAAUUCUACUCAAACAUUCGAAGGCUGAGGUUUUUCCAAUUCCUCUCAAUGAGUUUGUCGUGUGGCAGCCUUAUCCACAUGAUUACAAGGGAGAACUUCGAAUUUUCAGCAUUCAUAUGGGCUUCAAGAAUGAACUCAUUUAUGCUCUGCUGAAACUUCUUUCCAUUCUCACAUUAGGAAUGACAAGUCCUUUCGCUGAUUACUUUUGGAUGCACCAUUACCUAGGAAAAAUGUAUCUAGGAAAAGGUAGAUUUAUGGUACUUCCUCCAUCAUUGGCACAAUCCUUACUCGAAACCACAAAGAAUAGUAACAGCAGCAACAGCUUUGUGAAAUCACCAGAAGCAGCAUUUUACCAAUGUACCUAUCCAGUUCUAGGUCAAGAUGCCAUUCAAGUAAGCACCGUCGACAGCAACAAUACUGUAGCAGGAAAGGUCGUCAACGAAUCUCAAUUACCCCUCUAUGAAAUGAAAUUGGCUUUUUCAGGCUCUUUCGGAAAACUAUUCUACAAACAUUGUGUACUGAAUUGUUUCACAUUGUCAUCAUGCGGAAUUUCCUUCUUUUUCUGCCUGAAUUCUUAUCUAUUGAAUGGAUAUUACAACAAAAAGUGUGCAGUUCAAUUGAUGUCGAGUUGA